This is a messenger RNA of Wallemia ichthyophaga EXF-994, 861 nucleotides long. RefSeq names its product Ubiquitin-conjugating enzyme E2 G1. The record is from RefSeq and is a predicted model, not a curated record. The transcript is spliced from 5 exons. Lineage: Eukaryota; Fungi; Basidiomycota; Wallemiomycetes; Wallemiales; Wallemiaceae. The coding region runs from base 1 to 861 and encodes 286 amino acids. Gene Ontology annotation, molecular function: ubiquitin conjugating enzyme activity. Gene Ontology annotation, biological process: protein polyubiquitination; proteasome-mediated ubiquitin-dependent protein catabolic process.
AUGCAAUCAUCAAACACUCACUUAGCAAGGCAGUUACAGCAACUCAAAAAAUAUCCAGUUCAAGGAUUUAGCGCUGGAUUGGUUGAUGACAAUAAUUUAUAUGAAUGGGAGAUUAUCCUAAUAGGUCCUGUAGAUACUCUAUAUGAGGGUGCAAUAUUGAAGGCAAAAUUAUACUUCCCAGAGGAAUACCCAUUGCUCCCUCCAAAAAUGAAGUUCUUGUCUGAAUUGUGGCAUCCAUCGAUCUAUAACACUCCAGAUAGAAAAGGGGAAGUUUGUAUUUCAAUUCUACACCCACCUGGUGAUGAUGAAUGGGGUUGGGAGGAUGCCUCAGAGAGGUGGUUGCCAGUCCACUCAGUUGAAUCAAUUCUAAUCUCAGUUAUUUCCCUCUUGUCUUCAGAUACACCUUGUACUGACUCACCUGCAAACGUAGACGCUGCAAAACAAGUUAGAGAGGAUUUAACUGGAUAUAGAAAAACAGUACGUAGAUUGGCAAGAAAGUCAGCAGAGGAUAUUUGGGAACAGCCACUCUCCCCCAACGCUCAAAUAACAGACACAGGAUUCAAACAAAUCUUAAACUCAUCUUUAAUUUCUUUAUAUGGGGUUGUAAAUGGAAGUAUACACGUUGAUGUCAUUGCAGUUACAGAUAAACUAUCAAAUGGCUUACAGAAAGUUGGACUCAAAUGUGCGCAGGAACACGCUCAGCAGGUCAAGAAUAGCCUCAGUACUGCUUCAACCACUUCUACGAGAUUCUUCGAUGACUCCUUCAAGAUAAGUGUUGUUGAUUCUGGCAAUACACCAACUAUACUCCAACCAAUAACAGAAUUUGAAUACAAGCAAGCACAAUUAGCACAAUUCAAAUGA